Messenger RNA from Monopterus albus (swamp eel), 3845 nucleotides. It is a transcript of the gene irak1, whose product is annotated as interleukin-1 receptor-associated kinase 1. NCBI's taxonomy places the organism in Eukaryota, Metazoa, Chordata, Actinopteri, Synbranchiformes, Synbranchidae. Gene Ontology annotation, molecular function: ATP binding; protein kinase activity. The coding region runs from base 1125 to 3272 and encodes 715 amino acids. Gene Ontology annotation, biological process: protein phosphorylation. Gene Ontology annotation, cellular component: plasma membrane. The transcript has 14 exons. The record is from RefSeq and is a predicted model, not a curated record.
UUCAGUGAAAGAUCAUUUCUGCUCAUAUUUUCAGUUUAUUAAUGAGCCACACUUAAAUAUCAUUAUGUUAGAAUUGGUCCAGUUUGGCUCAGCACAGCACCAACACCACACUGGACUGAAGUUACUGCAGUGUUCACAGGUAGGCUACAAGUCUUUUUUUAUAUUCAUUGUAAAUUAUUUAUACUAAGAUAUGGCAUCUAUGACAGUGAACUGGUAUUGAGUUUUUAAAAUCAAUAUGUCACUAUUUGUUACUAAGUGGUUUUCAAUGUCACAUGCACAUUAUUUUGUACAACUAACAGUAAAUUUGUGAGCGAUUUCCAAGGUCAAACUUGUUAUUAAAUCACCACAAUUUAGCUUGGGUAAAAACCCCACAAAAAUGGGUCAAAUCAACCCACUGGUACAGGAUAAACUUAAUCCAGUAUUGUGUCAGUGCUAUGUUAACACAAACUGGGUAAUGUUACUGUGUGUGAUGACAUUCAUGUGGUUGUAUUGAAAGUUGAAUCAAUCAGAUUGUUCUCAUCCAAGUCCCCUAGCUACAAAGUACUUACAAAACUGAGUUACCAGAACUGGAACUGGAACCUCACCAUAUAAAUUAUUACACCGUCAAAUCUAUACUUUCUGGAAAAAAAUUAACUGCAUGGAAAAUUCUAAAGAACUAGAAAAUAGUUAACAUUAAUGUGGUGUCAGCGCUCAAGCUACUGAGGCUAGCUGCUUCGCCUUAGCUAAAAAUAGUUUAUACACUUUUCCUGUAAUAAAAAUUGUGUUAUUGAAAUUUUAUAUACCAUAAAUAACACAACGGCUAAAUAAAAAAAAAAGGUACACCUGAAAAAAUGGUUGUGCUAAAUGCUAACUAACCUAGCUAGCAGAAAAACGCAGGAUUUUAUUGUGGAAGAGCAGAGCGGAAGCGACUCUUAUUGCGGAGAGCCUGUGAUGCAGCGGGCGGAAACAGCGGAGGAGCUGAACCGUGAAACUGAGCAGUUUUUGUAUAAGUUUUUAUCGCUUUGUUCCGGACUUGAUCCGGGUCCCACUGAGAAUCGGCGUGAACCCACCGUUAGGUUUUAGCACGCUAGCUUCAGAAUGAGUCCGGCUUGGUUCUGAAAAAGGGUACAGUUUGAAGUCAAAACAUGUCGGAAGGAAACCCGAGGGGACAGUUUCUGUACAACCUGCCGUCCUCCGUCCACUGGGAGUUCUGCCGGGUCAUGGACACACUGUCAGACCUGGACUGGACACGUUUCGCCUCAGCAGUGCUCAGUGAUCAGACCACUGUACGAUUGGCUGAGAGGAGGGAGAGGCGGACCGACUGGGUGAUGAACCAAUGGGAGAGCAGGAACGGUCGAGUUGGGGAGCUGAUUGACCUGUUAGACUGUCUGCAGCUGCUCCGCCCACGUGAUGUCAUCCUGGGCUGGAUCUCCAGCCUGAGAUCUUCCUCCUCUCCCUCUCCUCCUUGUCCCACUGCUCCUCAUCCUCCCCCUGUCUCCUUCUCUCAGUUCGACCCUCCUCCCAAAUCGGAGGCCCCUCCCACACUGAGCACCUGUAUACUGAGCACAACAGUAGAUAAAGGAGGAGGUCUUCCCAGGCCUGCCCCGCCCCCUUCCAUUCUGCAGUCCAACCGCCACCAACCCACCCAGCCCCCCCCAGUGGCGGCCUGUGACAGCAGAAGCGGGGUGAUGUGCUGGUCAUAUGAAGAGGUACAUGCUGGGACAGGGGGGUUCUCACCCUCCCUGCAUGUGGGGGAGGGGGGGUUUGGAGUUGUGUACAGAGCAACCCUGAGGAACACCGACUGUGCUGUCAAGAGACUCAAACAGGACUGUCUGCUGGACUGGACUCUGCUGAAGGAGAGUUUCCACACUGAAGUGGACCAACUGUCAAAGUUCAGACAUCCCAACAUUGUGGACCUGCUGGGUUUCACUGAGGGAGGAGGAUCAGUGUGUCUGAUCUACAGCUACAUGCACAACAGAUCCCUGGAGGACCAGCUACACAAUGAGAGUACAAUCCUGUCCUGGUCCCAGAGAGUCACUGCUGUUGAAGGAGCAUCCACAGCUCUGCAGUUCCUCCACUCCCCGCCUGAUGGACACCGACCGCUCAUCCAUGGAGAUGUCAAGAGUUCAAACAUCCUGCUAGACCGGCACCUGGUGGCAAAGCUGGCUGACUUUGGUCUGGCUCGGUUUGUCUCUUGUGGCUCGACAGGACGCUCGACGGCUCAGACGGCAUCCAUUGGGAAAACAGCAACGGUCAGAGGGACUCUAGCAUACCUGCCCGAUGAGUAUGUGAGGAACGGAGAGCUGGGGACAUCUGUGGAUGUCUACAGCUUUGGUGUGGUGUUGUUGGAGGUCCUGACUGGCCGUCGAGCACUGGAGAAAGACAGGAAGUCUGGAGAGAGAUUCCUGAAGGACCUGGUGGACAAGGUGGAGGACAGUCCGACUGGCUCGUCUCCAGUAGCCUGGAGGAAACAGCUGGACCACCGGCUGAUCACAGGGGGCUCUGCAGAUCCUGCUGGCUGUCUCGAGAUGGUGGCUCUGGCCUGCAGGUGUUUGGACAAGAAGAGGAAGAAGAGGCCACCCAUGACAGAGGUGUUUAACAAACUUCAGGACAUCCACAACAUGGUGAGGAAGGCCAGCUCCUCCUCCCCCCUCCAUCACCCUCCUCAUGUUCACACCCACUCCGGGUCACUCCCCCAACCCCCUUGCUCCCUGGACUCCAGUGUUGCAGCUCUGUCCAACCAGCUGUCCAAACUGGGACCUUUGGAGGACACCUACCAGCCCUCCCAACUGCCUUCUUCCUCCUUCUGUUCCCUCACCCCUCCUCACCCACUCCACUCCUCCUCCUCCCUGCACCCCUCUUCCUCAUUCAUUGGUCCGUGUGAAACCGACGAGAGUCGGGGUUUCUCCCAGUACAACCCUAACUCCCAGUUCCGAUCUAAUGUGAUCAGCUCCAGGUCUCAGUUCCUGUCCAACAGAGACCAGUAUCACUGUCCAGCUGGGCCCACAGAGUCUCAGUUCUGCCAGCCUUCUGACCCCACUGAUUAUCAGUACAACUUGCCUUCACAGCCUAGAAGCACCCGUGAUGGGUCUAGAGCUGGGGCAAUAGACAAUAAAGGGCAGACCACAGCAGGGGUCACAGCAGCACCAAACGGUGUCCCAGAAUGCCUCUCUCCUGCAGAGUCCCUGCAGUCAUCGUCACCAGGGCGCUCAGAUGGAGAGAAGAGUUCUGUGAUGUCCAGAGGACCAGAGGAGAGCGAUGAGCUGGACUAUCUUCCUGCCAAACACAAAUGACCCAGCAGAAACCUGCACAGGAUGAUGUCUCAUUCAUAAGGACCAAAGAUGAAGAGUGACCGAGUCUGAUGCACUCUGUGAACUUGUAUCACAAUGUCUGUAGAAUAAACUGCCAGAUGUCAACCUACAGGUGGCUCUGAAACUCCAUGCUGUGUUGCAGGUUAUAGAGGUUUGACUCCUUAAGUGUUGCCUGAAAAGAGAAACGGUUCUCUGAUAAACUGGUACUAUUUUAGAAAUGCAAACACAAAUCAUAUAAUCUGAAAAAAGUCUGUCUCCUCACCAUAGUGUUCAUGUUUUCUCUACAUUAAUGUGAAGAAAUCAACGUGAAACAAGCCAAACAUUUCUCUCCAUUACACUGAAAAUCAGCAGCAGUUUAUACAAAUCAAUCACACCCAGAAAUCAGAGCUUUACAUGAAAGUAUGACACCCAGUGGUAAUUUAUUGUUGAUCAGCAUCACUGUGAAAAUAGCCACAGCAGUUUUAAGACUAUUUAUUCACAUCUGUUUUACUCUGGAAUUCAGAGAAACAUUUCAUUAUUUGUAAUUAUUUGUCAUAAAUCGCUAAAAUACAUUAU